Messenger RNA from Staurois parvus, 351 nucleotides. NCBI's taxonomy places the organism in Eukaryota, Metazoa, Chordata, Amphibia, Anura, Ranidae. The record is from the annotation of a GenBank genome assembly.
GGCACAUUGGGCUGGACUCCGGGCAGAGGCACAUCGGGCUGGACUCCGGGCAGAGGCACAUCGGGCUGGACUCCGGGCAGAGGCACAUCGGGCUGGACUCCGGGCAGAGGCACAUCGGAUUACCAGGCGAAGCAGCAGGCAGCGGGCCACCAGGCGGAGCAGCAGGCACCGGGCCACCAGGCGGAGCAGCAGGCACCGGGCCCCCAGGCGGAGCAGCAGGCACCGGGCCCCCAGACGGGGCGACAGGCAUCGGGCCCCCAGGCGGGGCGACAGGCAUCGGGCCCCCAGGCGGAGCGGCGGGCGCCGGACCCCCAGGCGGAGCGACAGGCAUCGGGCCCCCAGGCGGGGCGA